UGGAGACCAGCUCGGAAAUUAGCAGGAGUUGCAAGUCCCAGGCGCGGUCUAGGCUCGGGACGGGGAGGGGCAUCUCAGCCCCGCCCAGCUCCCCGCCCCUUUCGGGCUCGAGGGCUGCUAGGCUGCUAAGCUCAGCCCAGCAGCCGGGUGCCCAUGGGCUGAGCGUGCGACAGUCGGGAUGCGUGUCUGUCUGAGGUUCCCGUUCCUUGGCCUGGGCGCUGCGCGACCCCAUGGCAGGUAGCGGCGGCCUGGGCAGCGGGGCCGGGGACUUCCAGGGCGCGGAGUCGGGGCAGAGCACAGGACUGCGUGCUCCCCGUGCUCCGCUGGCGCUCGUAGCUCUGUUGCUAAGCGCCUACUGCCUCUUCGCCCUCCCCGGCCGCUGUCCACCUGCCGCCCGCGCCCCUGCACCGGUUCCCGCGCCCGCCGAGCCGCCCAACGCCUCCCGCCGUCUGGGAGCGCCCAGCCUGCCGGUGGCCAGCGGCCCGGGGCGCCGGCGCUUCCCGCAGGCACUCAUCGUAGGCGUGAAGAAAGGUGGCACGCGCGCGUUGCUGGAGUUCCUGCGGCUGCACCCCGACGUCCGUGCACUUGGCUCUGAACCCCACUUCUUCGACAGGUGCUAUGACCGCGGCCUCGCCUGGUACCGGGGUCUGAUGCCACGUUCCCUGGACGGGCAGAUCACCAUGGAGAAGACACCCAGCUACUUUGUGACUCAGGAGGCCCCCCGCCGAAUCCAUGGCAUGUCCCCAGACACCAAGCUGAUUGUAGUGGUGCGGAACCCUGUGACUCGGGCCAUCUCUGAUUACGCACAGACACUCUCCAAGACCCCAGGCCUGCCUAGCUUCCGCGCCCUGGCCUUCCGCCACGGCCUGGGUCCUGUGGACACAGCCUGGAGCGCUGUGCGCAUUGGUCUCUAUGCCCAGCAUUUGGACAACUGGCUCCGCUACUUCCCUCUGUCCCACUUCCUGUUUGUCAGCGGCGAGCGCCUGGUCAGUGACCCGGCUGGCGAAGUGGGCCGUGUACAGGACUUUUUGGGCCUCAAACGGGUCGUCACCGACAAACAUUUCUACUUUAACGCUACCAAGGGCUUCCCCUGCCUCAAAAAGUCCCAGGGCAGUGGCCGCCCCCGCUGCCUGGGGAAAUCCAAGGGCCGGCCUCACCCCCGGGUGCCGGAGGCAGUGGUUCGGCGCCUGCAGGCAUUCUACCGGCCUUUCAACCGCAAGUUCUACCAGAUGACUGGCCAGGACUUUGGCUGGGACUGAUGAAGACCCAGCUCAGCCUUUCCCUGGACACCCAGUAACUUUAAUUUAUGUCUGUCUGCCUGGUCAUUGCAGGCUGCUGCGGCAUGCCGAGUAGAGAGAAUGUUUAGAAU
Molecule: messenger RNA, 1369 nt
Organism: Acomys russatus (golden spiny mouse)
Lineage: Eukaryota; Metazoa; Chordata; Mammalia; Rodentia; Muridae
Gene: Hs3st6
Product: heparan sulfate-glucosamine 3-sulfotransferase 6
Exons: 2
Coding region: 231-1259 (342 amino acids)
Molecular function (GO): [heparan sulfate]-glucosamine 3-sulfotransferase activity
Source: RefSeq, a predicted model, not a curated record